GAAGACGCAAUUUUCCAUGUACACCAACGAGUUUGCGCACUAUUUGGGCGGCCUUGACCGCAAGGAUGCCAUCCUCUUCGGUGUGGAGACGCACGUCUGCGUGCAACAGACCGCGUUGGAUCUCAUGGACCGAGGAAUUCAGGUCCAUGUGUUGGCAGAUGGCGUGUCAUCCCAACGGCCCUUGGAUCGUGAAAUCGCCUUGGAUCGUUUGCGACAGGCAGGCUGCUACGUGACCACCAUGGAAUCGGUCCUCUUCGAGCUGCUGCGCAGCAAAGAUGCGCCGGAGUUCAAAGCCAUCUCUGGAAUUGUGAAGGCUUAUGGCGAAAACCUCAAGAAUUUGAAACCCUCUGUGGGGGAGGUGACAGUUGGUGUGGAGUUCGGCUCACGCACAGUGGACGUCAAUGGGUCGAGGAUCAAACUUCAGUGUUGGGACACUGCUGGCCAGGAUCGUUUCCGCUCCAUUAUCCGCAGCUACUACCGGGGUGCAGCUGGAAUGGGUGACAACGACGCCGUGUCGCUGGAGCGCUUGCGGGAGAGUCCCCCGGCUGGCGCCAUGCCCACUUUCCAGGGCGGCAGCCAGGAGGAGGCUCUGGUGGGGGUGGCACAAAGAUGUACCUUAGACGAGCCGGUCUCGGAGACCAUCAUGAGAGAUCUGCGCUCGGUGGCGCAAAAACUCAUGUAUGUGAUGAUGCCAGUGAACGUUGCGGAUAGAGGGCGGCGCUUGAGAGAUUGGGAUCUUUGGGGUCCUCUGCUGCUGUGCUUGGCACUGGGGCUCAUCUUGUCCUGGCAGGCAGCUGACUCGACACAGGCCAGUUAUGCCUUCGCGGACAUCUUCGUGACGGUCUGGGUGGGCUCUGGUGUGGUCACCCUCAAUGCGGUGCUGCUGCGAGGGAAGGUCUCGUUCUUCCAGACUGUCUGCGUCUUGGGUUACUGCAUAUUUCCGCUGGUUCUCUCCGCCUUUUGCUCCAUGCUGCUGCACAUCGAUUGGCUGAAGUUGCUGUUUGUGCUCGCUGGCUUGGGAUGGUCUGCGAAGGCUUCGCUAGGCUUCGUCACCGAAUUGGUACCCGAGGACAAGAAGCUCUUGGGGAUCUAUCCGGUCUGGCUCUUCUAUUGCGCAAUUGCUUGGAUGAUCCUUUUGGCAUGA
Molecule: messenger RNA, 1144 nt
Organism: Cladocopium goreaui
Lineage: Eukaryota; Dinophyceae; Suessiales; Symbiodiniaceae
Source: the annotation of a GenBank genome assembly